GAGUGCAUGUUCAAGCACCUGAUUUUGGUUAAGUGACAAGUGUAGCGUUGGGCAGACCAGUAAUUUUCAUUCCAUCCAUCCCAGCAAGAUUCACGAGCUCCUCAAAAUUAUCAACUUGCUCUGUUACCGAGGGUGGUGUCCUGAGAAGGGUCUUUCUUCAUUCCGCGACAGUGGAUAUAAUUCCAACGCGACGAAGCUCUGAGGCGUCUUCCGCAAAUCACGAGGACUGAUCGAUUACCACCCGUGCUUCAUAUCUGGAAUAUCGGGAUAGACCAAAUAUUUCAAAAUGUCCGGCGAAUUGGCUGCCCGUAAAAGGAAGGGCAAGAAAAAUCCGGUCUCUUCCCAAUCUCUGAAUGGUCAUGAUAAUGCCGGGAAUGAGGUGUCCAAAGGAGGAUCCAGCCGAAGAUACGUCGAUAAAUCAGAUUCUGGUUCAAGGGGAGCUGGAUGCUGUGUAAAGACUUUGUUCUAUAUGUUGCUCAGCACUGUGAUUGUCAUAGGCUUUGUGAUCUAUGUAGAAUAUAAACCCGGCCAGCUCAAUGAUGCAUAUGUCCUUAAUGUUCCGCUUGAGUACCGGCUCAAGAUCCGUGAUGCAUCAACCAUUGUCGGCCAACAAGUCCAAGCCCAAUGGAAUAUUUUCAAAGAGGGAUAUGAUCAAGGUAACCGUGUCUUGCGAGAGCAAGUCAAAGGGUUAAUCAUUGGCAACGUUGAUGUGGAAUAUCUGCUUUAAGGCGAGGACGAAGAGACAGAAAAACUUCGAGAGCAAGAAGAAAUAGCGUUGAAAAUGGCCAAGGCUUUGGAAGGGAUCAACAAGUUAAAGGAGGAGGAAGAGGCCAAGAAGAAAGAAGCCGAAGAAAAGCUACGAAAGUCUGAGGAAGCUCGAAAAAUUGAGGAGCAAAAGAAGGCCGAAGAGUUAACCAGGGCCAAACAAAAGGCCGAGGCCGAAGAAAAGGCCAAGAAAGAAGCGGAGCAAAAGAAGAAAAUCGUAGAAGCCAACGCCAAGAAGGCGAAAGAAGAAGCCGAACGAGCUAAACGGCAAGCAGAAGAAACUGAUAAGGCCAGAAAAGACGAGGAAAAGAAGAAGAAAGCUAAGGAAGAGAAGGUCAAGAAGGCUACAGAAGAGGCUGAACGAGCUAAGCGGCAAGCUGAAGAAGCUGAUAAGGCCAGAAAAGAUGAGGAAAAGAAGAAGAAGGCUAUGGAAGAGAAGGUCAAGAAGGCUACAGAAGAGGCUGAACGAGCUAAGCGGCAAGCUGAAGAGACGGAAAAGGCCAAAAAGGAAACAGAACAAAAAAAAAAGUUGGAAGCUGAGAAAUUGAAAGAACAAGUUGCAGCCGCAGAAAAAGCCAAAAAAGAUGAAGAGACCAGGAAAAAGGCCGAAUCCGAGAAGGCAAAGAAGGCAGCCGAGGAAGUUGAAAAUAUCAGGAAAAAAGCCGAAGCCGCAGAAAAGGCUAAGGUUGCAGAAGAAGCAAAGAAGAAGGAACAAGCUGAUUUGGCUAAAAAGGCCAAAGAAGAAUCUGAGAAGGCCAAGAAGAUGGCAAAGGAGGCUGAGGCCAAGGCUGCCGCAGCGGAAAAGAAGUCAAAGCAAGCCAAGGAGGAAGCCGAAAAAGCGAAAAAGGACAAAGACACUGAAGAAGCUCGAAAAGCUGCCGAGGCCAUGAAGAAAAAGUCCGAGGAAGCUGCUCAGAAGAAGGUUAGAGAAGAAGCGCAAGCCAAAAAACUCAACGAUGAACCUCUUGACAGCGCAGCUCGAGAGAAGAUCGCUGAAAACCGUAAUAAAGACCAAAAACAAGCCAAGGACUCAAAGCGAGAUCGCCUUCGAAUGGAUGAAGAUCGGAUCAAAGCUGCGCAAAGAGCCGGAAAGGUUGCAAAAGAACAGGAGGAGAUGAAGAAGGCGGAUCCCUCCCACUUAUCUUUAGAGGACGUACCUUCAGAUUACCCCAAAAUCGGGAUCACCAGUCCAAAUGAUGUGCCCUUUCUCGUUCAAUUGGAUCAGGCUGAGGGAUUGAUCAAAUCCAAUACAAAUAUGGCUUUGUCUAUGUUUGAGGACAUCAUAACUCGAUCUGGAAGUCAGUCUCCUCGGGCUCUCCAUGGGAAAGCUCGAUGUCUUGAACGGCUGUCCGAGAUGAAUAAGUCAAACGAUCAACUGGAGCAAGCUAUUGAGGCAUUUCUAGAGGUUAUUGCUCUUGGAACGAACGUGGCCGAACCUCUUUUGAAAAUGGCGGGUCAUAGAUGUGUAGAACGCUUACAAUUCCGUGGAUGGAAUACUAAAGCAAUUCGAAUCCUUCAAAGUCUCAUCAAAACGUUCCCCAAUGACCCAGGGUUUUCCAAUGACUUGGGCGUUCAAUUCCUUCUUGUUGGUCAGAACAAGGCAGCCAAAGAGGUGUUACGAACCAUAUUGCAACGGGCACCUGAUAACGCCAAGGCCUCGGUUCACCUCGGAUUCAUUCUCAAGACGACCAGUCAAGAGCCGCAAGAUUUGGAAACGGCCGUACAGUUAAUGCAAACCGGGAUUGCGAGUGGAGAAGAAGGCACCCAAGAUGCUCGAUUUUGGUAUCAUCUUGGUGAAGGCCUUCGAAGGUUGGGCCGGGAGGAAGAAGCCGAUCGUAUGUACAAGCUCGCCGUGGAAAAGAAGAUCUUUCGAUCAUUCUGGCAACGAUCACUGUACAACGUUGAUCAUUUGCGGUCCCGCCCUGUGUGGUCGAAGUUAGAAACGGGUCAAUCAGAAAAUUUCAAACUCUUGGAGAACAAUUGGAAAACCAUCCGAGAGGAGGCUUUGUCGGUCCUGAGAGAUCCUCGAAAAGGCUUCGAACCCGAAGGUGAGAAUCUGAAAGACACUGGAGAUUGGGGACAGUUUGAAUUAUUUCGCCAAGGCCGCUUAAUCCAAGAAAAUUGCGCCCUGACCCCUAAAACCUGCGCUCUCAUCCAAAAGAUUCCAGCUGCAUUCACCAACAAGAGAGGUCAAGUCAAGUUCAGUCUCAUGCGCCCCGGAACCCAUGUCCAUGCCCACACUGGGCCCACAAAUUGUCGACUCAGAGCCCACCUAGGCCUACAGGUGCCCAAAUCGGGCCAGUUGAGGUUACGAGUAGCCGAUGAAAAUCUUACUUGGGUGGAAGGCCAGAUUUUUGUGUUUGAUGACUCAUUUGACCACGAGGUUUGGCACGAAGCCGACGGAGAUCGUAUCGUGCUCAUCGUAGACAUCUGGCAUCCUGACUUGGAUGAUCGAACUAAGGCUAGUUUGUCGCCGAUAUAGCGUUCCUUUCAAUGCAGGUUUUCCCUCCGGUAGUCUGCUACUUUUUAUUUUAUGUAUCUUGACCAAAUUCAUUGUUCCUUCUAUCUCUAACAGUUUUGUGCUCUUAUGUCUCUCAUUGCCUGUGAUCUCGCUCAGACUCCAACCGUUAUGAACGUUCUAGAGCCUUCAGACUCGCUAGUUCGUUCUGUUAGUCCAGAAAUAAAUUCAGAUGUCUACCUGUUCCCACCUCGA
This is a messenger RNA of Tigriopus californicus, 3478 nucleotides long. RefSeq names its product aspartyl/asparaginyl beta-hydroxylase-like. Lineage: Eukaryota; Metazoa; Arthropoda; Copepoda; Harpacticoida; Harpacticidae. Gene Ontology annotation, cellular component: endoplasmic reticulum. Gene Ontology annotation, biological process: peptidyl-aspartic acid hydroxylation. The coding region runs from base 782 to 3247 and encodes 821 amino acids. The transcript is spliced from 4 exons. The record is from RefSeq and is a predicted model, not a curated record. Gene Ontology annotation, molecular function: peptidyl-aspartic acid 3-dioxygenase activity; protein binding.